Doryrhamphus excisus (bluestripe pipefish) is the source of this 5244-nucleotide messenger RNA. The record is from RefSeq and is a predicted model, not a curated record. NCBI's taxonomy places the organism in Eukaryota, Metazoa, Chordata, Actinopteri, Syngnathiformes, Syngnathidae.
GGUGGUGCAAAGCAAAGCAAGCAGCCAUGUUGCCGAGAGCUUGUUCCGGUAUGGGGGCAGGCUGCCGUGCUUUUUAGACCGCAUUCGGGCGCAUCUCUUGAUCUUCCCUGAGCACUCAGCCAAACAAUCGAUCGAUCGUGGAUGGUACAAGCCGAUUAACUGAAGCAAAAAGAUUCCUUCCAGUCGGGAAUAUCUGACGGGAAUAUUAAGCAGAUGGUGGUUUCAUCAAGACGGGCCACACUGCAGUGCAGCACUGGUGAACAACCUUAUAGCUAUCAAGAAGCCGGAGAGACAUUGCUUUUCCUGGAUUGUGUUCCUAGCUGUGUGGCAGCCACCAACAACUACCGCCACCAUAGCCGCCUGUGGUCAUCGGAGCUCAGGAUAACUGGCUAACUAGCUAACUAGCUCCUGACUCGAAAGAAUUGGCUAGCUAUAUGGGCUAAAUCAAUUCUUUUAGCAUUUCUACAAUUUUAUUCGUUUGGAUAUCUAACGAGACAUUAGAUCUAACGACAUUUUGAGCUGUUUUGUGCGACUUGGCAAGGUCGGAACAUCGCCUGGAAUAACUUUGGCCUGAAAGGUUUAUUGAGAUUUGAGUAUAAAUCUCGAAGUACUUAUUUGUAUAAAUCACUUUUAGUGUCUGUUUAGUCACUGAUUAAUAUUUAGCACAUUUUAACGCCAUCGUGCUAGUUAGCAUGCUGUAGUUGAACAGUGUCUUGUUCAAUACAUCCAUUAGCCUAACUUUUCUUUCCAACUAGCCGAAGGUUGCUAGCUGCUUCAAACGUCACAACGUCAAGCGACAGCUCCAUGGUCGCCACUGACUCAUCUUAAAUGAUAACGAGGGAUAUAAAUUCUUGAAUCAAAGAUCUUCGGAAUACAUUUGACUGUUUUUGACAAACAUGGGACCUGCGGUUGACGCUAGCUAGUACCUAGCUAGCUAACUCGGCUAGCCUCUGAUGUGGGAUCCAACUUGUUGAUUCACGGGCUAGCUGACGUGUUGCUAGCAGGCUGGCACAGGGGAUCUUGUUGGUGAUAUUUUUUAACCCAAGCAUCACCAAGAGCAAGAUUAAAUGAACAAAAGCCAGUGAAGAAUCAUUCUGCUUGUUGCAAAACAAACUCUUCAAGUUGUUCCAAAAUGUCAACAAGGACCCCACUGGUGCAAGUCAUUGAAAAUUCUGCAGGGCAGGACUCCAAGUCGUCAUCGGGCCGCUCUAGCAUGUCACGGUGUCGGAACUCCAUCGCAACCACCACUUCAGACGACCAGCCGCAUAUCGGCAACUACCGUUUGCUGAAGACCAUCGGCAAAGGCAACUUUGCCAAGGUCAAACUGGCUCGGCAUGUUCUCACUGGCAAAGAGGUGGCUGUUAAAAUCAUUGAUAAGACACAGCUCAACUCCUCAAGUUUGCAGAAGCUCUUUCGGGAGGUGAGGAUCAUGAAGAUGUUAAAUCACCCUAACAUCGUUAAGCUCUUUGAGGUGAUCGAGACAGAAAAGACUUUGUACCUGGUGAUGGAGUAUGCAAGUGGAGGAGAGGUUUUUGAUUACUUAGUUGCUCAUGGAAGGAUGAAGGAGAAAGAAGCCCGUGCCAAAUUCAGACAGAUUGUGUCAGCAGUGCAGUAUUGCCAUCAGAAGUGUAUAGUACACAGAGACCUCAAGGCAGAGAACCUGCUGCUGGACGCAGACAUGAACAUCAAGAUAGCAGACUUUGGCUUUAGUAACGAGUUCACUCUGGGGAAUAAGCUUGACACGUUUUGUGGCUCCCCACCAUACGCCGCUCCAGAGCUCUUCCAGGGCAAGAAAUACGACGGGCCUGAGGUGGACGUCUGGAGUCUGGGAGUCAUCCUCUACACGCUCGUCAGCGGCUCCCUGCCUUUUGAUGGACAGAAUCUCAAGGAGCUGAGAGAGCGUGUUCUGCGUGGCAAAUACAGGAUUCCCUUCUAUAUGUCCACUGACUGUGAAAACUUACUCAAGAAGUUCCUCAUCCUGAACCCCUCCAAAAGAGGCAGCCUCGAGCAGCAGAUAAUGAGGGACCGGUGGAUGAAUGUAGGCCAUGAGGACGAGGAACUCAAACCUUACAUCGAACCACAGCCAGAUUAUAAGGACCCCCGGAGAACAGACAUUAUGCUGCAGAUGGGAUUCUCUCAGGAGGAGAUCCAGGACUCGCUGGUUAAUCAGAAGUACAAUGAUGUGAUGGCGACAUACCUGCUACUGGACUAUAGGAACUCUGAGCUGGAUGAGGGUGGUAUCAAGCCCCGGCCUGGAAGUGAUGUAAGCAACAUAAAUGCCCCCUCCCCGCCUCACAAGGUACAGCGCAGUGUAUCAUCCAACCAGAAGGCUCAGAACCGCAGAGCUACUGACCAGAGCUCUUCCUACUCGAAGAGAGGAGACAACCGGACUUCUGGGGAUGAUUCUGGGAGGAAAGGUUCAUCGGGCAGCUCCACUACCAAGGUGCCGGCAAGUCCUCUGGUCUCCUCUGACCGCAAGAAGAGCGCCACGCCCUCUACCAAUAGCAUCUUGUCCACUGGCACUGGUCGCAGUCGGAACUCUCCUCUGACUGAGAGAGCCACGCUGGGCCAGGGCAUCCAAAACGGCAAAGACAGCCUAAACACUCCGGGUUCCCGCGCCUCCACUGCCUCAGCCGCAGCCGUCCUCUCCUCCUCCUCCUCGCGUCCCCGCCACCACAAGUCCUUGUCCUCCUCCAAUCAUCCAUGCCCCUCUGACCUGCAUGCACCACGACCCAGUGCGCCCUCUCAGCGGGCACCUGCCGCCUCCCCGUCGGCCCAUAACAUCAGCAGUGCGGCGGCGACCGACCGCACCAACUUCUCCCGCGGCGUGGGCAUCCGCAGCACGUUCCACGCGGGUCAGCAACGAGGGGCCCGGGACCAGCAGGGCUCUGCCUACCCUGGCGGGCCGGCAUCCCCGUCGCUGUCGCAUGGCAACAGCCAGGCACGGAGGACACACGGGGCCACUGGGAUCUUCAGCAAGUUCACGUCAAAGUUUGUACGCAGAAAUCUGUCGUUCAGGUUUCCAAGAAGGAGUCCUUAUGAGGGAGAGGGUCGGGAUGAGGGGAGCAGAUCCAUGCUGAGCAGCACUGUGGACAAGUCCGAGAAGACAUCCGGCGGUGUUCUCUCGUCCUCUUCCAACAAUGAUGAGAACAACUCCUCACCAGGAUCUGGGAACACUGGCGGCACAGGCACGCCCCCCGCCAUCGCCAGCCAGAAGGACUCGGCCAAGCCACGCUCACUGCGCUUCACCUGGUCCAUGAAGACCACUUCCUCUAUGGAGCCCAUGGAGAUGAUGCGAGAGAUCCGCAAGGUGCUCGACUCCAACAGUUGUGAGUACGAGCUGCGUGAGCGCUACAUGCUGAUGUGCGUGUCGGGCAACCCGGCCCGUGACGACUUCGUCCAGUGGGAGAUGGAAGUGUGCAAGCUGCCACGACUCUCCCUCAACGGCGUGCGUUUCAAGCGGAUCUCGGGCACAUCCAUCGCCUUCAAGAACAUUGCAUCGAAGAUCGCCAAUGAGCUCAAGCUGUGAGCUGUCAGAGGAGCGGAGGGUGAAUUGGGUGGGAGGGUGAAGACGGCUUGCGGGCGUGGCUAUGCUGGAGCUUGACAGGUUUGAAAUAACAUGAUUGUCCCACAAUGCUUUGAAGUAGGGCUAUCCCUAAGCUUUUCUCUCCUUUUUUGUUCCAACAGUUGGAACGCUUGAUGUGAAGUACUUGCAAACUGACAUCUUCUCUCCUUGUCUUUCUUUCUUUUUUCACAUUUUUAAAAAGAAUAGUUGUCUCUUCUGCAUGUCAGAUCUGCUCUUGUUAGAUCACCUCAAACACUCCUGUCAGUUCCCUGCUAUUUAUUCGCUGCACCGAAUGGUUCUGGGUGGGGAAGCAGGCUUGGACGGAACGCUCAGAAAUGCUGAAGGAUCGACUUCAUGAUGUAAUGUGGAGCCUUAAUUUGCUGGAGUUGUUCCGAUUCUCCAAAACUCAUUCAUGGACUCCCAACUGAGCCAUGCCUUCACACAAAAAUGACUUUGGAUGGACUUUGUUGAUAGAAAGGACGCCUCCUUUGUCACCAACCCAGAACUGAACCUUCCUCCUCACACACAUCACCUCCAGCACAAUCACCUCCAUCCUUUGCCCCCUCCUUCACUCCCUUCUCCUCUUCCCUUGAGUCAGGGUCAGACAAGGCCAGUUCGACUUGGUGUUAUAACCCACCCUGCAGCAACUCUUCUUUUAAAACAUAUUUUCCUUCUUUUAAUGCUUUUAUUUAAAAAAGUGCACUGGAAAAGAGGGGCAAAUGUCUAACCUUCCUCCUCACGAGCUGACCCCCUCCCCACCUCCUCAUUCGUCUGGUCCCAAAGAGUGAACACACACGCACACACACACAAACAAGUGUGUGUGAUCACUGAGAAAAAAACGCAUUAAAACAUACAACGAAUGUUGAAUUACUUUCCUGCUUUUGAUUUGAGAAUACAUUUUUGUGUUGUUUUAAUAACGUUUGGAUUUGUAAAAUGUGUUUUUUUUCUGUGGAGUGGGCGGGAGGGGAUCAUGUUAUUGCUGCCUUUUGACAUGUUCAUCAUCCACACAGUGUAUGGGAUUCAACACAAAAACCCCAAAUUGAGCAUUAUGUUAAUAUUGAUGGUGGUGGUGGCUGCUGCUUGUUGAUUUUAGGCCUUUUUUUUGUCUGCCGUAUCCAUUUUUUUUUAAAACUUUCCUUUUUGUAACAGCCUCACUAGUCCGGAAUGGCUCAGCAUAAACCCCACAACCCCCCACACACACAUCAGAGCACAUGUUCAAAGGCCACAAAUAUAAUUUUCUCUCACUUCUUGCCUCCAUCUUGUUGAAACAGUAGAAAACACACACGCACUGGUGGUGGCGAUAGGGAUGUAAUUGGGGCAAGGCUACGCUUUUUUCUUUUUAACAUGAUGACACUGUUUCUCUUCUGAGUCAUUUUUUUCUUUCAAAGUUGAUCAUUGUAUUAAGGUGCUGGGUAUCGGAUUCUAAUGAUUAUUCUGGCUGUUGCUGUUAUAUUAUCUCUUUCAGGGUUUUUUUUAUUUUAUCUCGCAUUAUUUUUUUGUUUAACAUUGCUGUAAUUUACUUUGAUUUUAAAUGUGUUUUGAGCAAACUGUAACUGUAGUGGUGGGUUUUUGGGGUCAGGCGGGGUCUUCAAGCUCCUGAAAAUGUAUUAUGUUUUUUUGUGCAAAGUUUAAAUGAUGAAAAAUUACAAUGAUAGUAAUAAAACAAUGAUAUAAUGAUA